CCACAAUUUUGCUUACCAGAAAUUCUCAAGUUCGCCAACGACCGUCAAGACUCGACUCGCAAAAAUGCCCAAGGCCGCCCCUGGAAAAGUUGCCACCAAGCACAAAUUCGUUGUUGACUACUCCAAGCCUGCGGCUGACGGAGUUUUCGACGGUGCCGAUUUCGAAAAGUUCUUGCAUGACCGUAUAAAGGUCGAGGGCAAGGCUGGUCAGCUCGGUGAAAACGUUAAGAUCACCAGAGAUGGCAACACCAAAAUCACCGUGACCUCCAACAUCCCAUUCUCGAAACGGUACCUCAAGUACCUCACUAAGAAGUUCUUGAAAAAGAACAGCUUGAGAGACUGGAUUCGUGUUGUUGCAUCCUCGAAGGACAACUACCAGCUACGCUUCUACAACAUCCACACUGGCGAUGAUGAGGAAGACGAGGAGUAGACACUGAAAUUCUUCGUUGUAUUUCUGCUUGUCUGGUGGCCACGUACUCUAUCUACCACGCUUUGUCUUUCGUCAAUAAAACAUUUAAAGCGCCUAAUCCGCAGACUUUGAGUAUCGUAACUGGUCGAAAGAAAAUGCUAAUAAAUUACACAACUAUGGAGAUAGACACUUCAUUCUCGUCUUCUACCUUGACUUUACCCAGGACCGAUAGCGCCAUCUCAUUCCAAAGAAUCUGGCUCUCAUUGAGCACCUUACCUCGCAACUGUUGUGAUAAGACGGCAGCUAAUUGCGUCCGCAGAUGUUUGAGGGCAAUAUUGGUCUUGGGUGCGACGCGGAAUUUGAUUUUUCGAUCGAUAGAAAACGUAUCUGAAAUGAGCUGUGCGGGCGAAUUACAGUCAGCCCUAACAUCUAUCAACACGUCUGGAUUCAUCACCUUUGCUUCGGAUUCUCCGCAUA
Messenger RNA from Desarmillaria tabescens, 886 nucleotides. Its product is annotated as ribosomal protein L22e. Gene Ontology annotation, biological process: cytoplasmic translation. Gene Ontology annotation, cellular component: ribosome. The record is from RefSeq and is a predicted model, not a curated record. Gene Ontology annotation, molecular function: structural constituent of ribosome; RNA binding. Lineage: Eukaryota; Fungi; Basidiomycota; Agaricomycetes; Agaricales; Physalacriaceae. Bases 65 to 430 code for a protein of 121 amino acids. The transcript has 5 exons.